Molecule: messenger RNA, 3096 nt
Organism: Acanthochromis polyacanthus (spiny chromis)
Lineage: Eukaryota; Metazoa; Chordata; Actinopteri; Pomacentridae
Gene: loxl2a
Product: lysyl oxidase-like 2a
Exons: 14
Coding region: 170-2401 (743 amino acids)
Biological process (GO): peptidyl-lysine oxidation; sprouting angiogenesis
Cellular component (GO): membrane
Molecular function (GO): copper ion binding; protein-lysine 6-oxidase activity
Source: RefSeq, a predicted model, not a curated record
UGCCAGCUGUGAGGGGAGCGGAGGAAGCAGCACCGGAGUACUAAAAGGGACAAAGAGCAGCAGCUUCACAGCUCAUCCCAAGCUGCUAGAAGUUUGGAAACUUCGGAGUGUUGGAGAGGAUCCUGCUGUCUGUCUGUCAAAGUCGUCUUUUCCUCCUUCACUCGGCAUCAUGUUGAGUCCUGUAUCUGUCCAUGGUCUCUUGACCACACUGCUGUGGAUGUGGGUGCUGUGUAAUGCCCAGUCAGACUCCGGCAGUCCUGUAAUCCAGCUACGUCUCGCGGGUGAGAAGCGGAAACACUACGAGGGCCGAGUGGAGGUUUUCUACAAUGGAGAGUGGGGGACGGUCUGCGAUGAUGACUUCUCCAUCUACGCUGCCCAAGUGGUGUGCAGAGAGCUGGGCUACAUGGAUGCCGAGUCCUGGGCGCCAUCCAGCAAGUAUGGAAGAGGAGAAGGUCGAAUCUGGCUGGACAAUGUGCACUGUACUGGUGCAGAGAAGAGUCUGGCUCAGUGUGAGUCCAAUGGCUUUGGAGUGUCUGACUGCAAACAUUCAGAAGAUGUUGGGGUGGUUUGCACCCAGAAGCGCAUUCCAGGAUUCAGAUUCAUCAAGAACCACGCCGGCAGUGAUGAGGGUAUGACGGUGCAGGUGGAGGAUGUGAGGAUCAGGGCCACGUACUCUCACAGGAAAAGGAUUCCCAUCACUGAGGGCUUUCUGGAGGUGAAAGAUGGAGGCAAAUGGAGACAGAUCUGCAACGAGGAGUGGACGGAGAUGAACAGCAGGGUUAUAUGUGGCAUGUAUGGCUUCCCUGGGGAGAAACGCUUCAAUACCCGACCUUACAAACUGCUGGCCAAGCGGCGUAAGAAGAACUACUGGGGUUUCUCUGUCAACUGCACUGGGAACGAGGCCGACCUUUCUGAUUGUAAACUGGGCCACGAGAUAGAGCUGAAGGGCAACGACACCUGUGAGCAGGGUAUGCCGGUAGUGAUCAGCUGUGUGCCAGGACGGGCCUUUGCUCCGAGCGUCAGCAUGGGUUUCAGGAAAGCCUACAGGGUGGAGCAACCCUUGGUGCGUCUAAAGGGUGGAGCUAUGAUCGGUGAAGGCCGAGUGGAGGUGCUAAAGAACGGAGAGUGGGGAACAGUGUGUGACGACAACUGGAACAUUCAAGCUGCCACCGUGGUGUGUCGAGAGCUGGGGUUCGGCAGCGCUAAAGAGGCUCUGACUGGCGCCCGAAUGGGGCAAGGAAUCGGGCCGGUCCACAUGAACGAGGUGAUAUGUUCGGGCUUUGAGAAGUCGCUGACUGAUUGCUACUUUAACCGUGACGCUCUGGGCUGCAGCCAUGAGGAAGACGCAGCAGUCAGGUGUAAUGUUCCUGCCAUGGGCUUCCACAAAAGACUCCGGUUAAAUGGCGGUCGUAACCCCUAUGAGGGCCGAGUGGAGGUCCUGGCAGAGAGGAACGGCUCUCUGGUGUGGGGGACGGUGUGUAGUGACAGCUGGGGGACCAUGGAGGCCAUGGUGGUGUGCAGACAGCUGGGACUAGGCUUUGCCAGCCACGCUUUCCAGGAAACAUGGUACUGGCAAGGAGAUGCGUCAGCUGAUGCUGUGGUCAUGAGUGGGGUGAGAUGUUCGGGAACCGAGCUGACUCUGGAUCAGUGUCUGCAUCACGGAAAACACGUUCUGUGUCCAAAAGGAGGCGGACGCUUUGCUGCUGGAGUCUCUUGUACUCAGACGGCCCCAGACCUGGUCCUGAGCUCUCAGGUUGUGGAGCAGACCACCUACCUGGAGGACAGACCCAUGUACGCCCUGCAGUGUGCCCAGGAGGAGCACUGUCUGUCCAGCAGCGCUGACAAAGCUGACCCUACUUCCUACCGCCGCCUUCUCCGCUUCUCCUCUCAGAUUCACAACAACGGCCAGUCAGACUUCAGACCGCGGGCGGCACAUCACUCCUGGAUCUGGCAUGAAUGUCACAGGCACUACCACAGUAUGGAAGUUUUCACCCACUAUGACUUGAUGAGUCUGAACGGCACUAAAGUUGCAGAGGGACACAAAGCCAGCUUCUGUCUGGAGGACACACAUUGUGAUGAAGGUAUCCAGAAGAGGUACGAAUGUGCAAAUUUUGGUGCACAGGGCAUCACAGUCGGCUGCUGGGAUACCUACAGGCACGACAUCGACUGUCAGUGGAUCGACAUCACUGACGUGAAGCCCGGCGACUACAUCUUCCAGAUUGUGAUAAAUCCAAACUAUGAGGUUGCAGAAUCAGAUUAUACCAACAACAUUAUGAGGUGUCGCUCCCGGUACGACGGACAUCGGAUAUGGACAUACAACUGUCAUAUAGGUGGCACACUGAGUUCAGACACAGAGGAAACAUUUCCAGGAUUGCUGACCAACCAGCUUUCACACAGGUAGACCUACAAUGGACAGCACACAGUCGGCAUUGGAGAAGCAUAUGCUAAUAUUUGACAACCACUAGAAGAGGCUGUGCGGUUUUGCUUCCUGAAGCAGCGUGUGAUUGCUGGGCUCAGCUGGUAUGAUAGAUUACGACUCAAUGGAAAAAUGAAUUGCUUGCUUGCUUGCUAAAUCCAUUAACCACAUUCAGCUGUAAACAAGUGUUUCUAUCUUUUAGUGUCUCUUGCCUUUCCUGUCAGUACAAUGUAGGUUUGUCAUGGUGCUGCUUAUUGGGAGAAAUGCCACACAAAUGGCAGCUUAAUAAUUUAUUAAACUGUGCAAACAGUUGCCUUCCAAACCAAAGUUUUAAGUGUUUGGGAAACGCCUCGAACAAAAACUCAUUAGAUGAGUCCAAGGCCUUUAUGUCACGCUUGCUUUGAAUGGAUGAAUGUUGUCUUCUGUUAAAUCUGGUGCUAACUAGUCAGAAUUUUGCACUGUGUGUUUUUCAGCAAAUUGUUGAAUUGAAAGGCAGGUGUUCAAAUUACAUUUGCUCCCACAGUAUUAAUAGUUAAAGCUAUUUACUCAAAACUGAAAACAAAUACUGUGCAUGACUGUAACAAUCACUGCAGAGCAACGUGCCACAAACUAUGGCAACAACACAACUGACAAGACAAAUAACCUCUGUUCUCAGAGGGUCUGUAUUUAACUCCCCAAAA